This is a messenger RNA of Rhinolophus ferrumequinum (greater horseshoe bat), 5763 nucleotides long. It is a transcript of the gene ABCD2, whose product is annotated as ATP binding cassette subfamily D member 2. Gene Ontology annotation, molecular function: ATP hydrolysis activity; ABC-type transporter activity; ATP binding. The transcript is spliced from 10 exons. Bases 295 to 2520 code for a protein of 741 amino acids. The record is from RefSeq and is a predicted model, not a curated record. Gene Ontology annotation, biological process: peroxisome organization; long-chain fatty acid import into peroxisome; very long-chain fatty acid catabolic process. NCBI's taxonomy places the organism in Eukaryota, Metazoa, Chordata, Mammalia, Chiroptera, Rhinolophidae. Gene Ontology annotation, cellular component: peroxisomal membrane.
GGUCCCCCCGCCCUCACAGCCAAUGAGGGGCUUGCGAGGGAGGAGCUUGGGGCGGUUUGGUGCAGCUUGAGCUUCUGAGGGAAUCAUCCCCAGUAGAUGCAGUGGAGUCCGAGCUCUGCUGCUUCUGUCACAGCAGAACAAAAUUAAAAACAAAAUCAAAAACAAAAAGCAGAAGAGAAGAAACGCUGCAGAGUAUGGAACGCUGUAGGACUUUCUGAAACAUUUGCUGGGGAUCCCCGUGGAGCAUGAUCUUUUAAACAAUUCUUUUUGAAGCCGGUUUGGGUAACUGGGAAAAUGAUACAUAUGCUAAAUGCAGCAGCUGAUCGAGUGAAAUGGACCAGAUCCAGUGCUGCUAAAAAGGCUGCCUGCCUGGUGGCUGCGGCAUAUGCUCUGAAAACCCUCUAUCCCGUCAUUAGCAAGCGUUUAAAGCAGUCUGACCGCAGGAAGAAAAAAGAAGCUUACCUGGAUGCAGGGAACAGAGAAAUACUGCAUUGCACCGAGAUUACUUGUAAAAAAGCUUCGCCUGGAGUGAAUGCAGAUUUUUUCAAACAGCUGCUAGAACUUCGGAAAAUUCUCUUUCCAAAACUUGUGACCACUGAAACGGGGUGGCUUUGCCUCCACUCGGUGGCUCUGAUCUCAAGAACCUUUCUGUCUAUCUAUGUGGCUGGUCUGGAUGGAAAAAUCGUAAAAAGCAUUGUGGAAAAGAAGCCUCGGACUUUCAUCAUCAAAUUAAUCAAGUGGCUUAUGAUUGCCAUCCCUGCCACCUUUGUCAACAGUGCAAUAAGGUACUUGGAGUGCAAAUUGGCCUUGGCUUUCAGAACUCGCCUAGUAGACCAUGCCUAUGAAACCUAUUUUACCAAUCAGACUUAUUAUAAGGUUAUCAACAUGGAUGGGAGGCUGGCAAACCCUGACCAGUCUCUCACUGAGGAUAUUAUGAUGUUCUCCCAAUCUGUGGCUCACUUAUAUUCCAAUUUGACCAAACCUAUUUUAGAUGUAAUACUGACCUCCUAUACGCUCAUCCAGACUGCUACAUCCAGAGGUGCCAGCCCAAUUGGGCCCACCCUAUUAGCAGGGCUUGUGGUGUAUGCCACUGCUAAAGUGUUGAAAGCCUGCUCUCCCAAAUUUGGUAAAUUGGUGGCUGAAGAAGCUCAUAGAAAAGGCUAUUUGCGGUAUGUGCACUCCAGAAUUAUAGCCAAUGUUGAAGAAAUUGCUUUUUACAGAGGACAUAAGGUAGAAAUGAAGCAACUCCAGAAAAGUUACAAAGCUUUAGCAGAUCAGAUGAACCUCAUUUUAUCCAAACGUUUGUGGUACAUCAUGAUAGAACAGUUCUUGAUGAAGUAUGUUUGGAGCAGCAGUGGACUAAUUAUGGUGGCUGUACCUAUUAUCACUGCAACUGGCUUUGCAGAUGGUGAUUUAGAGGAUGGUCAAAAACAAGCUAUGGUUAGUGAACGGACAGAAGCCUUUACCACCGCUCGAAAUUUGUUGGCCUCUGGAGCUGAUGCUAUUGAAAGGAUUAUGUCUUCAUACAAAGAGAUUACUGAAUUAGCAGGCUAUACUGCUCGAGUGUACAAUAUGUUUUGGGUCUUCGAUGAAGUAAAUAGAGGCAUUUAUAAGAGAACUGCUGUCGUCCAAGAGUCUGAAAACCAUAACAAGAAUGGAACUAACCUAGAAUUACCCUUCAAUGACACACUGGAAAUCAAAGGAAAAGUUAUUGAUGUGGAUCAUGGAAUUAUUUGUGAAAAUGUUCCCAUAAUUACACCAACGGGAGAAGUGGUGGCUUCCAGGCUAAACUUCAAAGUACAAGAAGGAAUGCAUCUUCUGAUAACUGGUCCCAAUGGUUGUGGGAAAAGUUCUCUCUUCAGAAUUUUAAGUGGGCUGUGGCCUGUGUAUGAAGGAGUCCUCUAUAAACCACCUCCCCAACAUAUGUUCUAUAUUCCACAAAGGCCAUACAUGUCUCUUGGGAGUCUUCGAGAUCAAGUCAUUUAUCCGGAUUCAGUGGAUGACAUGCAUGAUAAAGGCUAUACAGACCACGAUCUGGAAUGUAUCCUACACAAUGUCCACCUUUAUCAUAUAGUUCAGAGAGAAGGAGGAUGGGAUGCUAUUAUGGACUGGAAAGACGUCCUGUCAGGAGGGGAAAAGCAAAGAAUGGGCAUGGCUCGCAUGUUUUAUCAUAGACCAAAAUACGCAUUGCUGGAUGAAUGUACCAGUGCUGUCAGCAUUGAUGUUGAAGGAAAAAUAUUUCAGGCUGCAAAAGGGGCUGGAAUUUCCUUACUGUCUAUAACACACAGGCCUUCACUUUGGAAAUACCAUACUCAUUUAUUACAGUUUGAUGGUGAAGGAGGUUGGCGCUUUGAACAGUUGGAUACUGCAAUCCGUUUAACACUGAGUGAGGAAAAACAAAAGCUAGAAUCUCAGCUAGCUGGAAUUCCCAAAAUGCAGCAGAGACUCAAUGAACUAUGUAAAAUUUUGGGUGAAGACUCAGUGCUGAAAACAAUCAAACAUGAAGAUGAAACAUCCUAAUUUGUUUUGACAUGUUUUAAAAGUUAGUUUUUAAGUAAAGGCGACAAGACACUGUUAUAGUGCAUGCAUUGUGUUGAACUAAGCACAGAGAAAAAUAGCAACAAGAAAUAUUUUAUAAGAUUUUAGCAUUAAGAAACUAUAUGAUCUCACUUUUUAGAAGAAAAUAAACCAGUGCAUUAUGUAAGAUUAGUCAUUAUGGCUUGUACUAAUUCCUAGUGAAAGCCUAAUUCACCUGUAAAACAGGAUUUUCUAGGUGAAUUCAUUAUGAAUACCCAGUUUACUGUGUGUAUAUGAUGUGUCUGCAGUUCUUAACAAACCUGGGAGAUAUCUUGAGAAUGAAACAACUUAAGAGCAGCAUUUGGGUUGAAAUCAGGUGCAUAAAAUUAUAAGUUUGAAUAACAUUUCAGUCUUUAUGGUUAUUAGGUUUAAUAGCUAGAAUUCAGGUUUAUCAUUGCUAGUGAUCAACUAAACCUGUAUACAAAAUACCUGACAAUUUGAUAAACAAUUUAAAUAUGAAAAAAAUUACUUUAAUGGCAGUGGUUGAAAGAAAAAAGCAUGCUAUACAUGUAUAAAAUGCCACAUACUUUUUUUAUUUUAGAUUUUGAUCACAUUAAGGUAAGAACAUACCAAAUUAGUUUUGAUGAGAAUAUUACAUAUUUGUUAAUAAACUCUUUCAUUUUAAAAAGAGAAUUGCCAAUACAGAAAAGAAGUAUCCAAACAACAUUUGUCUCAGCCUGUUACUUUGCUUGGCAGCAUUAUCUGUUGCAACUUCUGUCCAGAAAUACUUAGCUUGUUUUUGUGCACAAAGGAGGAGUCUACCACAUUUUUCAAAUAGCAAUACUAUAUUAGAAUAUAGGGAUUCUCAGAAUCACAAUAGUAAUAACAAAUGGAACAGUACUUUACAGUUUACAAUCCUCAUUUACGUUAUUGCAUUUUCAUCCUGUGGCAAUCUUUUGAGGCAAAUAUUAUUUUUCCUAGUUUGCUUUUGAAAAAAUUGAUACUCGGACUUGCCCGAAUUAUGCAGUUUAUUUAGGGACAGAUCCAGGGAUCAAACGAAGUUCUGAUUCCCUGGUUCAGUUCUAUUUCCACUACAUACUAUCCUUGAAAUCUAACAGGGCUACGGUAUCAAUAAAAGUUGAGGUGUUGAAAAGAAAAUAAAUUUGGGAAUGUUAGUAUUAUUUGGUUACUGUUUACAAGAUAGUGGAAAUUAAGUACAACUGGAAAAGUCAUUGGUCUGUGGUUUAAAAUGAGCCAAGAAAGUUAGCAAAUCUUUCAGUAACUGUGCACUCAUCAUAUUAACGUACUUCUACAGCCAGCAAUCAGAAGGGGAAUUAAUUGUGUUAUAGGUAAAUUUAGUAUUUCUUCAACAAGAAUCUGUAUGGAACAGUCAUAUGAAAUAAAUCUUAUCUUUUCAUGCACCCUGAAGUUUGAAGUACAAAAGGCAGGACUGGCAUUUUAAUCUCUGACUGUCUAGGCUACCAUAUUGACAGACCAGGAAAAAUGGUAAUGAUCGCUUGUUAGUGGCUUAGAAUUUUAUUUGCUUAUUUAGACAUAGGCAUAAUAGAUGCUAAGUCAGCGAUUCUCAGACUUUUUCAGGUGGUAGAUUAGCUGGAAGUCAUUUAUGAUGACUGUAGUAGAACAUCAUGAUAUUUUCAAUUCUGCCAUGCUAACUAGGACAUUUUUAAUUAUCAAUAAAUAUAACUAUCUUGUAUUAACUUGAUCUUAUAAAAUCAUAAACAGUAUAGCUAUUUAAGUUUUUCUUUUAGUUUCAUAGCUACCCAUUUAUUCAUUUGUCAGUUACUACUGCUUCCUUUAGAAAAGUGAGGCAGGUAUCAAAGGUUUAAAAAAAUGCAUGGAACCAAAACUUACACUUAAUGAAAAUUAUCCAGUAAUUUUAACUUCUAUGUUAGCAGUUAUCCUGUUGAUACUGCUGUAGGGAAAAAAAUCUGAGGCAGGUGUCUUAAGUUAACUUUUAAAGAUACAAGACAAAAAUGAAAAAUCCUCAUUUGAAACAUUUACAUAAUUUUCAUAAUUUGAAAACAAGCAUUUAGGACCCAAUAUUUUAUGUUUUAAAACUUUGAAAAGAAUGCCAAAACAAAUAUUAGAUCUAUAAUUAGCCCUAAUUUAAUAUAUCCUACCAAUGAGCUGAAGUAAAUAAGACUCAUUAUAUAUAAUGUACAGGAUUCAAAGAUUUUGUACUAAUAUUUUGUACUAAAAACUAUACACUGCAAUUUAAAUGUUAAAAUUAUAAAAGGAACAUGUUUUCCAUGAACUGUUUUGUGCCUAUUUAUUUUCUGAAUUUUCUUCCAGGACCAAUAUACUCUAACUUGGAGGGGGAAACUGUGAUUUCAAUCUGUAUUUGUGUACUAUUUAACUGUUUCCAUGUUCUAAUGCACAUACCACAUUUUACUAUUUUUACAGUUUUAUGAAAAAAGUGAACAAGAGUAAGAAACUAAAUAGCCCUCUUUAUCUUUAAAUAUAACAAGGAAUAGAUGAGAAAAGAAAAAAGAAAGGCUAUUUCAAUUUUCAAACUCCUUUUACCAUUUUACGUGUUUACCCAAACUUUUGACUUCUGUUUUUUUGUUUUUUUUGUUCGUCAAAGAAAGCUACAAGUUUCAAAUGUGCUUUUUUUGUUGUUGUUACCUUUCAGCCUUGGAAAAUAAGCUGCAUUCUGUGAAAAUGUUGCAUUAUAUUUCUACAGCAUGUAGUGUUAUGUCAAGCAUGAGUCUAAAACAGUGUGUGUGUGCUUAUAAAUAACAUAAUGUGUAAAAAUCCCUCUCCAGUAAUCUCAAGGAGAAUGAUAUAUCUUGAAAUUCAACCCAACUUUACAUUUGUUUACAAUCGGAAUGGUUUUCCCUUGAUAGUAAUUUGGUUUUUGUGUCAAAUUUUGCUCUGCCAAUGAAGGUAUAAAUGAACAUAGUAGUUUUUUAUUUGAGACUUUGGUUCCAAGUAUAAUUUCAUAUUUGGCAGUACUCUUUGCCUAUUAAAAUCUGUUUGGAAUAGUUUUUGAUUCCAUAAGCCUAGAAAAAUUUGUUACACGUUGGAACCCAAAUCCAGAGAAUGUUACGUACUUCUGCUCUGUGCAGAAAAUUGUCAUUGAUAUUAAACCAUUGAUUAAAAGAGAUGCCUUUGAAACUUUAUGGGCAAUAAUUAUUCUCAUUUAGAAGUGUAAAGUACUUUCACCUAACCCACCCAGAGUAUGUACAGUUCUGCUGAUACACAUUUAGGUAUGACAACUAUGUU